This is a messenger RNA of Sphaerulina musiva SO2202, 324 nucleotides long. RefSeq lists its product as uncharacterized. The record is from RefSeq and is a predicted model, not a curated record. The coding region runs from base 1 to 324 and encodes 107 amino acids. Lineage: Eukaryota; Fungi; Ascomycota; Dothideomycetes; Mycosphaerellales; Mycosphaerellaceae. The transcript has a single exon.
AUGUGUGUUUUCUCCCCGACUGGGCCCGAGACGAGGUCGGAGGAGGUAGAAGGUACUAGGCGGUACUACAGGUACAAUUCGGAAACAUCGGGCAGGAUCGAAAAUGAACAACACGAGUGCAGGUCGCAACUACCUUCUACCUCAACAGUCGACUCCUCUGGACUCUGGUGGAUGAAUGAUCGCAGGCGUGUCAUUCGCCCAGUCAUGCGUCACCCCACCCAUGGACUCUCUCCACGCCUGCAAAGUCAAGCCGGCGCGCAGCCAAUGGCACGGGUCGGCGGCGCGCUAGACAAGGCGUUCGCGCAGCGCGUCUCCGCAAAAUGA